Molecule: messenger RNA, 3401 nt
Organism: Entelurus aequoreus (snake pipefish)
Lineage: Eukaryota; Metazoa; Chordata; Actinopteri; Syngnathiformes; Syngnathidae
Product: serine/threonine-protein kinase NIM1-like
Exons: 4
Coding region: 1-1365 (454 amino acids)
Biological process (GO): protein phosphorylation; intracellular signal transduction; microtubule cytoskeleton organization
Cellular component (GO): cytoplasm
Molecular function (GO): protein serine/threonine kinase activity; tau-protein kinase activity; ATP binding
Source: RefSeq, a predicted model, not a curated record
AUGAGGGGCAGUAUGAAGGACUCACAGCAUGCAGCCAUCAAGACAAAGCUGUGGCCCAAGCAGAAAGUCAAUAACAAAGCCAAAGAUGAGUCACAGAAGGCGGAAAAGACCCCCAAGCCGCCGAUGUCCGCUUUUGCUGCCGCUGCGAGAAGAGCCAUCCCGCAGGUGAGCGAGGCCGAGAGGGUGCGGCAGACGCCCUUCGACAGGGUAGUCUACGACCUGGCACACAACGAGAGGAUGGUCAACGAGCUCAUUCUCGGGCGCAGGGUUGGAUUCUACGAGCUGCGCGGGGAGAUCGGGCAGGGGAACUUCUCCUCAGUCAGACUGGGCAUCCAUGCUUUGACCAAAGAAAGAGUGGCAGUGAAGGUCGUGGACAAGCAGCGUCUGGAUAAGGGAGGCCAGCCGAUCACCUCCUCCGAGAUCCGCUGCAUGGAAAAGCUGUGCCACCCCAACGUGGUGCGUCUGUACGAGGUGAUGGAGACCAGCAGGAAGAUGUACCUGGCGAUGGAGUACGGCAGCGGCGGCGACCUGUUCUCUCGUAUCACCACCAGGGGCAAGCUAGGCGACUUGGAGGCCAAACUGAUCUUUGGUCAAGUGGUCUCUGCGGUGAAACACAUGCACGACAACAACAUCGUCCACAGAGACCUGAAAGCGGAGAACAUCUUCUACACCACCAGCUACUGCAUCAAGGUGGGUGACUUCGGCUUCAGCACAGAGAGCGCACCCCACGAGUUGCUCAGCAAUUUCUGCGGCUCCCCGCCGUACGCCGCGCCCGAACUUUUCCGAGACAAAGGCUACAUGGGAUGCUGCUCGGACAUCUGGGCUCUAGGUAUUCUUCUCUACUUCACCGUGACCGCCACUUUGCCUUUUUUCGGGGACAAUUUGGGGCGGCUGAAGCGUUGCAUCCUUCAAGGGGCCUACAGCAUCCCGCCGUACGUGCCUGACCAGUGCCAGAUGCUCAUCAAAGGUAUGCUGCGUCCGGUACCAGUGGACCGCUCCUCGCUUACCCAAAUAGCAGACAGCGCUUGGCUCAGGGGGACCGAGGGCCCUCGUCCUUUUGGCUCCCUGCCUCUGUCGCCGGCCCACUUUGCUCAGGCCGCGCCGACUCUAAGCGAGGAAGAGGAGGAGGUGAAAACGCUAUUGUCCGAUCUGGGAAUUGCGGCGCUUCACCUGCAGAACAACCCCUGUUCGGACUCCAUGAGCCCUCUGACCGGCACCUACCGCAUCCUCCUGCACCGGGUGCAGAAGAGGAGGUUGGCGGAGGCCGUCGGCUACGAGGCGCUGCGCCCAGACGACUGUAAGAGUAAGUGGUGCGCAGCGUCUGUGGACAAACACGACCCUUCCGCCGUCUGUCUUAUACUCUGACACCGUGGAAGACCGUCGAAGUUAUGCAACACUCGGGUGGAGAAGACGGGCCAGGAAGGGGAGGGGCGUCCUUCAUCUCACACUUUAAAGACGUUUCUCCUGAAGUAAUGAGCCGUGACUCGCUCCGUGCCAGCAAUGCUCAGGAUUCAUCAGUCACCGCGCUGAAAUCCCUCGCAGACGCGGCGUAUAAAUCUGCACGGCUAAGCCGACGAGGCCACAGGUAAUCCCAGCAGGGGGUCCUGAGAACAUGCUCGCUCCGACAGCAAUGAAAGCUGAGACUGGAAAAACACGUCUGGCUUGGAAAUGACAUGAAAAGUGUCGACGGAGUCCAAGCAGGACCACGCAAAAAAUGUACAGACAACGAUGCACUGUGAUACUGUACUUAGACAAGGCGCACAAUCUAAUAUAACGUCUUAAAGAGCCAGGGUCUCCUGCAGGGCGCUUUUCUUUUUUUUUAAGUGCAGCACUGACAAAAUGUCCACUGCAGAGGACGCUGCUUCUCAGUCAGGAGAAUAUGCAUGCCUUUACAUUCUCAAUUACUCUCAGUAAAGUGUUCAUUAAUUUUGUAUGUAUCAAUCAAUCAAUGUUUACUUAUAUAGCCCUAAAUCACAAGUGUCUCAAAGGGCUGCACAAGCCACAACGACAUCCUCGGUUCAGAUUCCACAUCAGGGCAAGGAAAAACUCAACCCAAUGCGACAAUGAGAAACCUUUGUAGAGGACCGCAGAUGUGGGGAAAGAGUCCAGUCCAUAGUGGAUCUAACAUAAUAGUAUGAGAGUCCAGUCCAUAGUGGAUCUAACAUAAUAGUGUGAGAGUCCAGUCCAUAGUGGAUCUAACAUAAUAGUGUGAGAGUCCAGUCCAUAGUGGAUCUAACAUAAUAGUGAGAGUCCAGUCCAUAGUGGAUCUAAAAUAAUAGUGAGAGUCCAGUCCAUAGUGGAUCUAGCAUAAUAGUGUGAGAGUCCAGUCCAUAGUGGAUCUAACAUAAUAGUGAGAGUCCAGUCUAUAGUGGAUCUAACAUAAUAGUGUGAGAGUCCAGUCCAUAGUGGAUCUAACAUAAUAGUGAGAGUCCAGUCCAUAGUGGAUCUAGCAUAAUAUUGUGAGAGUCCAGUCUAUAGUGGAUCUAACAUAAUAGUGAGAGUCCAGUCCAUAGUGGAUCUAGCAUAAUAUUGUGAGAGUCCAGUCCAUAGUGGAGCUAACAUAAUAGGGAGAGUCCAGUCCAUAGAGGAUCUAACAUAAUAUUGUGAGAGUCCAGACCAUAGUGGAUCUAACAUAAUAGUGAGAGUCCAGUCCAUAGUGGAUCUAACAUAAUAGUGAGAGUCCAGUCCAUAGUGGAUCUAGCAUAAUAGUGAUAGUCCAGUCCAUAGUGGAUCUAACAUAAUAGUGUUAGUCCAGUCCACAAUGAAUCUAACAUAAUAGUGUGAGAGUCCAAUCCAUAGUGGGUCUAACAUAAUAGUGAGAGUCCAGUCCAUAAUGGAUCUAACAUAAUAGUGUGAGAGUCCAGUCCAUAGUGGAUCUAACAUAAUAGUGAGAGUCCAGUCCAUAAUGGAUCUAACAUAAUAGUGUGAGAGUCCAGUCCAUUGUGGAUCUAACAUAAUAGUGAGAAUCCAGUCCAUAGUGGAUCUAACAUAAUAGUGAGAGUCCAGUCCAUAGUGGAUCUAACAUAAUAGUGAGAAUCCAGUCCAUAGUGGAUCUAACAUAAUAUUGUGAGAGUCCAGGCCAAAGUGGAUCUAACAUAAUAGUGAGAGUCCAGUCCAUAGUGGAUCUAACAUAAUAGUGUGAGAGUCCAGUCCAUAGUGGAUCUAACAUAAUAUUGUGAGAGUCCAGGCCAAAGUGGAUCUAACAUAAUAGUGAGAGUCCAGUCCAGAGUGGAUCUAACAUAAUAUUGUGAGAGUCCAGGCCAUAGUGGAUCUAACAUAAUAGUGAGAGUCCAGUCCAUAGUGGAUCUAACAUAAUAGUGUGAGAGUCCAGUCCAUAGUGGAUCUAACAUAAUAGUGAGAGUCCAGUCCAUAGUGGCUCUAAUAUAAUAGUGAGAGUCCAG